AUGUCUCGCAUAAAAAAUAUUUGUAACACAGUUUAUCAAGAUCAACUGCAAAGUAUCCAUGAUCUGACAUCCGGACAUUUGAACGAAAAUCAUUUGAAUCGUCUUCCAAAAGACGACAAAAAUGUUCGGAAGACAUGGGAGAGUGCAAAGAAACCACAUCCAACAUUACGUCCAUCACAUCGAGUAACAAAAGAAAAUGUUACAGAAAACGCUGUUAACGAUAUGAAACAAACGUUGAUCAAUUUUACUACAAGAAAUUCUCUCUUAUCACCUCGCCAUUCACUCACAUUACCUGGUUUACCCAUUAAAAAACCUAAGACAGAUCGACCAACAAGUGCUGAAAGUAUCACAGAUCAACCAUUACCUAAACUUUUGCAAAAGAAAGAAAAACUUUCAAUACCAGCAUUUUCUAUUGAUAUAUCCGAUGAGAACCGUUUAAAAAAAUUGAAAAAUUUUGAUGCAAAUAUUGUACACAAAAAAGAUAUUGGUCUUCACGGAUUUGGCUACAGUGAAGAUUUUGUUAAUUCUGUUGAACAAAAUUUGAAUAUGAAAGUGAAUGUAUUCGAUAGUCAAUUUCAACGGCAGACAUUGAGUUUAACACGUUUACAGGCUUAUGGUGAUGCAAUGAAUCAGUUGGUCAAUGGAUCAAGUGCAUUUGGACCAGUAUUGGCUCGUAUCAAGUCUGAAUAUGAGUUAUAUCUUGAUCAUCUACUAACCACUCAGCCUGAAUUUGGUAGUCACAUAGCUGAACAACUAAAACGUCUACGAACAAUACGUUCACCUCGUAGACAAUACUCACCCGAUCCAUUUGAUAUUGAAGGAUGUGAAGAACGAGUAAAAGAUGCAUUAAAGAAAAAUGAACAUUUGAGAAUACAAGUGGAAGAACUGAGACAAAAACAACAAGAGCAACGACAACUUUCGGCAACAACGACAACCCGUACCGAUAUCACAAAACAGACUGGUGAACUUCAUAUAAAGACGCCAGCUGAAAGAGUUGAUGAAUUAAGAGAACACAUAUUUCAUGUUAUUGACGAAAUGAAAGAUAUUCGACAAGAAUUAGAGACAAAGUUUGUUCCAUCAUCCGUUUGUUCACGAAUUCAACAAUGUAUCAGAGAUACAGAAGUCGACAUAACGAAGGCAUCCAAGCAAAAUAAGACGUUGACGGAUGAAGUCGUUCAAUUCGAAGAAAAAAUUCGCUCAGAAAUACUUAAGAAUGAUACGAGUGAAUUUGGAGAAGAACAUGUGAAAGAAAUCCUUAUGUUAUUGAAAAAAGUUGAUGUUUUACAUGCAAAACAUGUGAUGAGUAAUCAUUUGGAUGAUGACAAUUACUUUUUGCACACGUACGAUGACUAUUUCUCUUGA
Messenger RNA from Didymodactylos carnosus, 1362 nucleotides. Lineage: Eukaryota; Metazoa; Rotifera; Eurotatoria; Philodinida; Philodinidae. The record is from the annotation of a GenBank genome assembly.